AUGGCAGCUAAGCGCAAAGUUUCUGCGAUGGGUACGGCCGUCGACGAUGAGCCGGUCGACCCGUCAGAUGAGCUUGCAUUCUACUGCCUGGGAGGAGGAAACGAGGUCGGACGAUCAUGUCAUAUCAUACAGUACAAGGGCAAGACGGUUAUGCUCGACGCAGGAAUGCAUCCGGCCAAAGAAGGCUUCUCCGCGCUUCCAUUUUUUGAUGAGUUCGACUUGAGUACGGUUGACGUUUUGCUGAUUAGCCAUUUUCAUGUCGACCACUCCUCUGCCCUUCCCUAUGUUCUCAGCAAGACUAAUUUUGCCGGUCGUGUCAUGAUGACCCAUGCCACCAAGGCAAUCUACAAAUGGCUCAUUCAGGACAAUGUUCGUGUCAGCAAUACCUCCUCCUCCUCUGAUCAGCGUACCACCCUCUAUACCGAGCAAGACCAUCUGUCAACGCUUCCUUUGAUCGAAACGAUCGACUUCAACACUACCCAUACUAUCAACGGCAUAAAAAUCACCCCUUAUCCAGCCGGCCAUGUAUUAGGCGCCGCAAUGUUUCUGGUGUCGAUUGCUGGAUUGAAUCUCCUAUUCACGGGUGACUAUUCCCGCGAGGAGGACCGGCAUUUGAUACCUGCAGAGGUCCCUCGAGGCAUCAAGAUCGAUGUUCUGAUUACUGAAUCUACAUUCGGUAUAUCCUCAAAUCCGCCCCGUCUGGAACGUGAGGCUGCGCUGAUGAAAUCAAUUACCGGUAUCUUGAACCGCGGAGGUCGUGCUUUGCUGCCUGUAUUCGCCCUCGGACGAGCCCAGGAGCUGCUACUCAUUCUUGAGGAAUACUGGGAGCGGCAUCCGGAGCUGCAGAAAAUUCCCAUCUACUACAUCGGUAAUAUGGCAAGAAGAUGCAUGGUUGUUUAUCAGACCUAUAUUGGAGCAAUGAAUGACAACAUCAAGCGGCUCUUCCGGCAACGCAUGGCGGAAGCCGAAGCUAGCGGUGACAAGAGUGUGAGUGCCGGCCCAUGGGAUUUCCGCUUCAUCAGAAGUCUGCGGAGUCUCGAGCGGUUUGAAGAUAUUUCCCCUUGUGUGCUCCUUUCGUCGCCUGGUAUGUUACAGACGGGCACCAGUCGGGAGCUGCUCGAAAGGUGGGCACCGAGCGAACGUAACGGAGUCGUUAUGACUGGUUACAGUGUCGAAGGAACUAUGGCCAAGCAGCUUCUCAACGAGCCUGACCAGAUCCCCGCAAUCAUGUCCAAAGUUUCUGCAAUCCAAGGCCGUGGCCGUGUUCCUGGAGGCAAUGACGAAGAUCAGAAAGUGAUGAUUCCACGUCGCUGCACUAUCGACGAAAUCAGUUUUGCUGCACAUGUCGAUGGUGUCGAAAACCGCAAUUUCAUCGAAGAAGUCGCUGCACCAGUCGUGAUCCUUGUGCAUGGCGAGAAACAUCAGAUGAUGCGUCUCAAAUCAAAGCUUCUGAGUCUUAAUGCAGACAAAACUAUCAAGGUCAAGGUGUACACUCCUGCAAAUUGCGACGAAGUCCGCAUCCCAUUUAGAAAAGACAAGUUUGCCAAGGUCGUUGGUAAGCUCGCACAGAUCGCGCCGCCUGAGGAUGAGGAUGACAGCCAGUUGAUGGCUGGGGUUCUCGUUCAAAACGGCUUUGACCUGGCUUUGAUGGCCCCAGAUGACCUUCGUGAAUACGCCGGUUUGACAACAACCACUAUCACUUGCAAGCAACACCUGACCCUUAGUUCUGCGAGUAUGGACUUGAUUCGAUGGGCUCUCGAAGGUACUUUUGGAGCCAUUGAAGAAGUGGGAACAAACCCAAGGACCGAAACGAAGACAGAAAUCAACGGGGAUGCGGAUGAAUCAAGUGCAAAGCAGGAGGUGGCCGAUGAAGAAAUCUCCAUGGAAGAGACACAAACGUUCCUUGUCAUGGGAUGUGUUAUACUGCGUUAUCACUCGCGGACCCGGGAGGUUGAACUCGAGUGGGAGGGCAACAUGAUGAACGACGGAGUUGCUGAUGCUGUCAUGGCCGUCCUUCUCACGGUCGAGAGCAGCCCAGCCUCCGUGAAGCAAUCCGCGAAAAACAAGCACCAUCACCAUCACCACCACCACCAUGACGAUGACUUUGCUGCUCUUCCCAACCCCCACUCUCAGCUGGGGGCUGAAGAUCGACUGGCCCGUCUCCUCAUGAUGCUGGAGGCGCAGUUCGGCACCAACAUUGCCCCCAUCGACCGCCCUCGCGUUCCAUCUGAUCUCGUCAAUGGCACUUCCGAGGGAACCGACGGUGUUAAAACCGAGGUGAACGAGGAACGGCUUGCUGACAUCGAGUCGGCUGAGCUCGAUCGUCUCCAGGCCCUGGGAAUUCCGGUCCCUGGUCUCGAAAUCACGGUCGACAAGCAUGUCGCCCGAGUUUGGCUGGAGAGCCUGGAGGUGGAAUGCACCAACCCUGUUCUUCGUGAUCGCGUUCGUGUGGUUGUUGAAAGAGCGGUCGAGACCGUUGCUGGCCUGUGGGCGGCAUCUUCCAUGCCGAAAGAGAUCGUGUCGAACGGGACUGCGAAGGGACAGAUGGAAAUUGAUGCGGCUGCGCCAAAAUUGGCCGCCAUCGAAGCUCAGAGCUGA
Penicillium cinerascens is the source of this 2598-nucleotide messenger RNA. It is a transcript of the gene ysh1, whose product is annotated as cleavage polyadenylation factor subunit YSH1. Gene Ontology annotation, molecular function: RNA binding; 5'-3' exonuclease activity; RNA endonuclease activity. Gene Ontology annotation, cellular component: mRNA cleavage and polyadenylation specificity factor complex. Lineage: Eukaryota; Fungi; Ascomycota; Eurotiomycetes; Eurotiales; Aspergillaceae. The record is from RefSeq and is a predicted model, not a curated record. The transcript has 6 exons. Gene Ontology annotation, biological process: mRNA 3'-end processing by stem-loop binding and cleavage. Bases 1 to 2598 code for a protein of 865 amino acids.